AUGCCGGGAGAGAUAUAUUGUCCAUGGACGCCGGCGAGAUCACCGGUGGAGAUGACGUCUCCUUGUAGAAAGAGCAAAUCGACAGGAUCGUCUUCGACGUCGACAUGGUCGAGGAGACGUUGGAGAAUCAGAAACCUGCUCACGAGAAGUCGCAGCGACGGGAAAGAAACACUCGAGUUCUUGAACACGAGCCCUGUUGACAACAUAGACAAAUCUUGUUCUUCUUCUCCUUGUCCGAAGAACAAGGAGACGGUGAAGACGAAGAGCAAGAAGAAGGAGAAGGAGAAAGUUUCAGUUUCAGCACAUGAGAAGUUUUACUUGAGGAACAAAGCAAUGAAAGAAGAAGACAAGAGAAAGUCAUAUCUACCGUACAAGCAAGAACUUGUCGGACUUUUCUCCAACAUUCACCGACACGGCAAAGUUUCUUCUCCGUUCUGA
Brassica napus (rape) is the source of this 438-nucleotide messenger RNA. RefSeq lists its product as uncharacterized. The transcript has a single exon. Lineage: Eukaryota; Viridiplantae; Streptophyta; Magnoliopsida; Brassicales; Brassicaceae. The record is from RefSeq and is a predicted model, not a curated record. Bases 1 to 438 code for a protein of 145 amino acids.